This is a messenger RNA of Aspergillus terreus NIH2624, 1764 nucleotides long. RefSeq names its product CocE/NonD family hydrolase. Gene Ontology annotation, molecular function: dipeptidyl-peptidase activity. The transcript is spliced from 5 exons. Bases 1 to 1764 code for a protein of 587 amino acids. NCBI's taxonomy places the organism in Eukaryota, Fungi, Ascomycota, Eurotiomycetes, Eurotiales, Aspergillaceae. The record is from RefSeq and is a predicted model, not a curated record.
AUGGCUCUCAAAAAGAUGUUAUCGGCUCCCGUCACCAUUCAGAAAUGUCCUAUGAUCCCACCGUCUAGCCCACCCGCUCGUUCAAGAACGGUUGAACUUCCCGCAGGCCAUAAAAGGACUGAGGAAUGUCGCGCCUUAUCAUGCCCAGUCAUUCUAGAACAAGAUGCCGUGUUGACAGUCCGAGGCGGGACAGAAAUCCGUGUCGAUAUCUAUCGUCCCAAGACCGAAAAGAAAGUGCCCGCCAUUAUCAUGUGGGGACCAUACGGAAAAUCAGGAAAUGGAAUGCUUAACCUGAAAUCCUUUCCCUCGCGCGCAGGAGUUCCUAAAGCCAAACUGUCCGGAUACGAAUGCUUCGAGGGUCUGGACCCAGCUGAAUGGGUUCCCAGAGGGUAUGCAGUUGUUAACAUCGACCCCCCUGGCAUAAAUGAUUCGGAAGGCGAUUUCUACUGGUGGGGCACACAGGAUGGCCGAGACGGUCGUGAUGCCAUCGAGGAGAUCGCCCAAUUGCCUUGGUGCACUGGUAGAGUCUCCCUGGCUGGGAACUCAUGGCUGGCCAUGUCGCAGUGGUUUAUCGCUGCUGAGCGACCACCGCAUCUCACGUGCAUUGCACCACUGGAGGGCGCAUCCGACGUGGUCCGGGAGGAUCUCUUUCGUGGAGGAAUCUGGAGCCUUGGAUUUAUGUCUACAAUUCAAAGCACACUCAGAGGUCGAAACAAUCAAGAGGAUGUCGUGGCUACAUUUGCAAAGAGCGAAACCUCAAAUGAGUAUUGGGAAGACAAGCGUGCCAGGCUUGACAAGAUUGAGGUUCCCACUUAUAUCCUUGGGAGCUAUUCCACUGGGUUACAUACCCUUGGUGCAGUCCGAGCCUUUGAGGAAAUCAAGCACAAUCAGAAAUGGCUUACCAUCCAUGAUACCCAAGAAUGGUACGACCUGUAUUCUGACCAACGAAUCCAAGAUCUGGAUAAGUUUUUCAGCAAGUACCUCAAGGGCGAUGAUAACGGUUGGGAGCAGACAGCUCCCGUAAGAGUGAACUUCCUUGGAUUCAAUAUCCCAUCCACUGGAUACAGGCAGUUUCCAGACCUCCCUUGGAAGUUACCUGCUUCCAGAAAGACUCGACUAUACCUCACCGCCAGUAACCGACUCUCCUCGACUAAGCCAGACACAGAAACCUCUGUAGUCUAUCAAGCAGAUGCACCAUCUAGGUUGACGGGCGAUAAUGACCACGAAAUCCGGUUCUCCUAUCGCUUUUCAGAACGGACGAUCCUUACUGGUCCAUCUCGGCUUGUCGUGCAGAUAACGGCGCCUGACCAUAACGACUUGGAUGUCUACGCCCUGAUACGCAAAGCCGACAAGGACGGGAACCUACUUAUGAACAAUAACAUUCCCCUGCCCGCACUGGGGGUUUCGACUUCAUCAGAAGUGCCUCCGAUCAAGCCGCUGAGGUAUAUUGGCCCUCAAGGAAUGCUUCGGGCCUCGCGCAGGGACGUGUGCGAUGCAUUGUCGACUCCGUAUUGGAAAACGCUAUCCAACGCGAAAGUGGAACCGGUGGCUCCUGGCACGGUGCUCCAGCUAGAGAACUAUAUCUGGCCCACUGGUAUUGUUUUUCAGCCUGGCGAGCAGCUGGUUUUGCAAAUAUCCGGUCAUGACAUGACUUUGGCCGAGCUGGUGCCUUUGAUUGAUUCUUUCCGAAACGAAAAUAAGGGCACGCAUAUCGUGCACCUGGGAGGGCAGUUUGAGAGCUAUUUGGAUAUCCAUACGCUUUGA